Molecule: messenger RNA, 544 nt
Organism: Periophthalmus magnuspinnatus
Lineage: Eukaryota; Metazoa; Chordata; Actinopteri; Gobiiformes; Gobiidae
Gene: mrpl55
Product: mitochondrial ribosomal protein L55
Exons: 3
Coding region: 94-483 (129 amino acids)
Biological process (GO): translation
Cellular component (GO): mitochondrial large ribosomal subunit
Molecular function (GO): structural constituent of ribosome
Source: RefSeq, a predicted model, not a curated record
CGGACCAGGGAAACAGUAAAAGAGCCGACGAAACGUGUCCAGGUCGUGACGAGGCGUGCGCUUCAAGUCUGUGACAGAAGGAUCGGGUCCAGCAUGUCUGUGGUGAGCGCGUACCGCCCGUGGAGCCUGCUGCCCCGGGCCCUGGCUGUGUCCCAGGCAGUAUCCCAGGCCUGCCCCCUCCACACACACACAGCCCAGCUGAACUCUAAUCGCUCCAGCGUGGUGCGUUGUGGGAGGCAGGUGUACGAGAGAGGCUUCCCUGUACUGCUGCUCCGGCCUGAUGGCUCCACAGUGCACAUCCGUUACAGAGAGCCGCGACGUCUACUGGUGAUGCCCGUAGACGUGUCCAUGCUGUCAGAGGAGGAGCGCAGGUUAAGGCUGAAGAAGAGGGAGGUGAAGAGGAGUCCCCAGACACCCCAAGCAGAGGAGUACCACGACCAGUUCAGAGCCGACCAGUACACACAAUUCUGGAAGAAGAAAUGAUCUGACUUUUCAAUGUCAACUGUGCUUUGUGUCAGUGUGUUAAUAAAGUUUUCAUACAUUU